Messenger RNA from Strongylocentrotus purpuratus (purple sea urchin), 5199 nucleotides. RefSeq names its product endophilin-A3. The coding region runs from base 204 to 1283 and encodes 359 amino acids. Gene Ontology annotation, cellular component: cytoplasm; presynapse; glutamatergic synapse. The record is from RefSeq and is a predicted model, not a curated record. Gene Ontology annotation, biological process: synaptic vesicle uncoating. NCBI's taxonomy places the organism in Eukaryota, Metazoa, Echinodermata, Echinoidea, Camarodonta, Strongylocentrotidae. The transcript has 10 exons. Gene Ontology annotation, molecular function: protein binding.
AUCCUUAAAAAUACGAUAUCGUUUAAACAGAGGACGUACGUGGGAGAUCGAGAGCGAGAGUCCAGUGCGUUCAUUGAAACUAUACACGAAAUCUUGAUUAUACAUGUCCCAUAUGCGCAUAUUUACGUUUCUUAUGAGAACUUAGAAUUGGGACGUCUACGCCCACAACUUAAGACCAUCUAAGUGACCAUAAAAUAAGGAAGAUGUCGUUUGCCGGAUUCAAGAAGCAGCUUAACAAAGCUAAUCAGUUUAUGAGCGAAAAGAUAGCAGGUGCUGAGAAGACAGAGUACGAUGAAGAAUUUGUAGACUUGGAGAAGACAAUUGAUGUCACUUCACUUGCAGUUGACGACAUAAUCACAAAGACGAAUGAGCUUCUUCAGCCAAAUCCCUUAACCAGAGCGAAGCAGAGUACUGCGAUGACAGUCUCCAAGAUGCGAGGGCAGACCAAGAACUCAAGGUAUCCCCAGCCCGAGGCCACGCUAGGAGACUGCUUUCUGAAGUUUGGAAGGGAUCUGGGUGAAAACUCAGUCUUUGGUAAUGGCCUUCUAGAAGUUGGUGAGGCCCACAAGCAGCUAGCUGAUAUCAAGGACAGCCUUGACUUCAACAUCAGGCAGAACUUUCUUGAACCUCUGGAUCACCUGAGACAGAAAGAGCUCAAGGAGAUAGUGCAUCAUCGCAAGAAGAUGCAAGGUCGCCGGCUAGACUAUGACUGCAAGAAGCGGAAGGUGCAAAAAGGAGGUUCACAGAUUCCUGAGGAAGAGAUUCGAAUGGCACAGGAGAAGUUUGAGGAGUCUAGGGAUAUUGUUAUGAAUGGAAUGAUGAACCUUGUGGAAAGUGAUGUUGAACAAGUAAGGCAGCUGCAAGCCCUGGUCGAGGCUCAGCUGGAGUACCAUCAGCAGGCCCAAGAAAUCCUCAACCAGCUUACAUCCAGCCUAGGCGACAGGAUCAUGGAGGCAGAGAACCAGCCAAAGGCCUACAAACCUAGGAGAGUAGUGACCAGUACCCUGUCCAGUAACUCCCACACCACAGACAGUGAUGACGAUGAUGACAGCGGUGUCAGACAGAUCUCAUACAAACCAUCAAGUGCACCACCAGCAGCUCCGACAGCUCGGAUUUGCAAGGCCCUCUACGACUUUGAGCCUGAGAACGACGAGGAGCUUGCCUUCUCGGAAGGAGACAUGAUCACGCUCAUUUCGGAAGUCGACGAGAACUGGCUACAAGGAGAAGUCGACGGCAAGACUGGGUUCUUCCCAAGGAACUAUGUAGAUCUUUCAGCAAUUUAAAAUUAAACUUAUUAAUUUUUACCCUCUUCAAUCCCCUGUCAUACGUGAUAUUAUCCUCAGAGAGUUUGAAUUGUGUUAGCAGCAGAGACCCACACCAAUGUAACUCUGUGAGACUGGGCAUUCAAAAAAGUUAUUUCCCAGCAUUUGUUGGGUAAAAGAGCAAAAUUCUUCCUUUAUCAAUGAGUAAUUUCUCCAAAUUGCUCCUUGUGAUUUUCUGUUAGAUUCCUUUAGCAGGUAUUGAAUUGUGAAUGAUUGAUAUUGUUUACUCAUUAAAGAUUAAUAGUAGGUAAUACACCAUUUAGAAGCAAGUCUAGCUCAUAAGGGAAACAUUUGUCCAAUGUCCUAACUCCUAAAGCAUUUCAACAUAGCUCCCUUUUACCAAAGAAUUCAGUCACUAUCUUCAGAUAACGUGGUAAAGAAGUCAGAAAGCUUUUAUAUCAUUUGUUAUUAUUAUACAUUUUAGUUGUACUUAAUGCAGAGGUUUAUCCUAGGUAUUCCUUUUUCUUUUCCUUUGCCUUUUUAGAGAAGAAGAAAUGAAUAUAUAUUCCCUCUUCAUACUUGUGUUCAAUCGAGGCAUUGAACAGGCUAUUUUUUUUCUUUGAAUUUCAUGUUUUAGUGUAUAAUGAUAGAUUUGUAAUGGUGCGAGAGAUGUCCACCCCGCACCAGCCCCCUACGAUUCUUAUGUACAAUAGCUAGUUUUUAUAUAGCAUUUUUGUUUUGAUUAACACUUUCAUAGCAUCCUCAAAAGGUCUUGUAGAAUAUGGGCAAAAGUACAUUAGUAUUAGUAAACGGUCAUGUUUGCUGGCAAAUAUGGCAUGCAAGGCCCAAAAGAAUGCUCCCGGUUUGUUUCCCCUCCCAUCAAUUGAUAUUGUGAUUUUAGAAGUGCGAAGAUAAUACACAUUCUGCUUGUGAUAUAUAUGUCAUAAAGCAACUGUUGUAUCGAAUUUCAUUGUAUAGCGAAAGUUGCAGUUACAGACUGGGAAAACAACGCUUUAUAAAAGAACGGCAUGUAAAGAAACUAUUACUUUUGAAGAGGUCGCUUGACAAGAAAGCGGGCUUGAAUCCAUGCUCAACCAGCCGUUUCGUUCUACGUUUCUUUAAACGAUGUUCAGACUGGAAAAGGGUAAUUACUUAUCGUUUAGGUAAAAGAACGAUUCUCAUCUCAUGAGGCAACACAAUGUGAUUCAAAACUCUUGUAGGGUUACUGAAUGGUACAUGUAUAAGACAGAAGGCAGCCACAUGCAAUAUUGAGGAGCUCAAUCAUACUAAAAAAAAUGUUGUGAUUCCAUGUACAUAUUACAUUAGAAAGAAAGGCAAUAGGAUGAUCUCCUUUUAUAUCAGUUGUCUCCUCUUAAAUUAUGCUAAAUCAAUCUAAUUUUCAACUCCCAUAUCAAUGUAUUGUCAAUGAACCAUAUUUCUUUCAUUUGAGAUUAUGUUGGUUACAGGAUAAUUCACGUUUGCAGUUUCCAGUAUUUGGAGACGAGUCACACUUAUUGCAUUUAUCAUCAUGGAUUCUAUUCAUUUGUAUGUUUGAUAUUAUACAUCAUGAAAAUUCAUUUCAAUUCAAUGUCAGAGGCAAGUUUGGUACUGGCAAAAGUCCAGUGAAGUUCUCGCUUUGCUCUUGAUGCAUUCGUCUUAUGAACUCUCCACGUGAUGAUGGACGUUCAUUGUCUUUUCUCUGGAACCGUAUAGAAGAGUCUGUUCUAUGGAAUUUGAUUAGUUCAACAAACGUUUCAUAUUGUUCAUGGUUAGUAUUGAAUGAACUGUAUAGAUUCUCUGAUUCUGUGUAUUAUUUAACAUCCAAAUAGUCUAUUUUACUACAGCUCUUGUAUUAUAUGUCAUGUUAUAAAUCAGUUUGAUAUUAUUAUAUCUAUAUCUUAUGUGUCAAUGCAGUAUCCAAUAUGUCCAUUCCAAAAUCAUUUGUAUAUGUUGAAGAAAGCAGCUAGGAAAACAGGGCUUGAUUUUUAAGGACAUUGAAUUUGUAAGUUAUGAAUGAGAAUGGUAUUGUAUCUCAUGAUUAUCAAUUUCAUUGUAGCACUAUUGCUUUAUGAUGCUGCCCAGUCAUACUGACAAGACUGACCCCAGACCUACCCCGGUUCGACCUCAGUUCGACCCCAGACUGACAAUAGAAUGAACAAAAUAUUACACUAUAUAGGCUUUGGCCCAGUUUUGGUUGAUUUGGAGUCGGUUUGAUGGUCCAACUAGGCUAUACCACCAAUGAGACUUACAUCAGACCAAACAGAAAGGAAAACAAAUCAUUUACCUCGGAUGGUCAAGCUUUUGUCAAUUUACGGGUCCGUUUCGGGUCCGUUUCGGGUCCGUUUCGGGUCCGUUUCGGGGUCGUUCGCGGUCUGUUUCGGGGUAUGAUUAAGUUGUUAGAGUUUGUAUAAUAUAUUAUAAAACUGUUAUUUUUGUGAAAGUGCAAAGAUUGCUACAUGUACAUUAUUUUGGUAGUAUUAUAGUUUGUUUCAUGAAUAAUUCAUUUCAAAUGGGAGUUUAGAGUAUUUGGGAAAGCGGGUGUAUUAAUAGAAGUACAUAUAAAUAUAUGUUAAAGAGAUAAAUUCAACAUUUGUUUCUUCUUAAAAAGUCAAUUAUAUAUAUAUAUAAAAGAUUUCAGUACAUUCUACACACAAGAAAAUUAAAAUUAAGAGAUUUUUUUUCAAUAUUUGGUUUUUGAGCUGAUUUGUCAACAGGUGUCAAAUAUGGAAUUUUUAAUAAAAUCAUGAAAAAGCAGAAAUCACAUCUCAUUUUACUGUUGAAUGUUCAGACGUAUAUCUUGAAUAUGUGACAUUUGGGCAUUAAGGCAAAAUAGCCAUAGGAAUAUUUUCCUAAGGAACCAACCAUAGACCUUUGUGAACAAUAGAUUCCAUCUUUAAGGAGGUGAAUUCUUACAGUCAUACUAAAUCACAUUUUGACAGUAUCAGUUAUUACAGUGUCAUUGAGAUAUUUUGUAGACAUCGAAACUAAAACCCUAAAAAGCACAUGGUUUAUAAUUAUGUAAACCUUCAUUUAGUUUUGAAUUUUUAGUCUAGAUAUAUUGCCUUUCUGCUUCAAGUUAAUGAAGUAGGGCCCCACGGCUGACCAGCUGAUGUGGAAUGGGCUAUCCCAUAUCAUUAAAUAAAUAAAUGAUUUUUUUUUUUUUAAUGAACACUCCGCCUGUUUUGGAGCCAAAAGGGAGUUAUUUCUGUGUAAAACGAUUAUUAGUUAAUUCCCUCCUGGCUCCAAACAGACAAGUUUAUUUUUCUAGAUUUUAAAGGAUCAUGUAUGAUAUUCCCUCGUGUGCCACAGUUUAAAAUAGAAGUAUGAUUGGUAUGGCAUAUGAGGUAGUUUUUUUUUUUAAUAGCUUGUAAUAGAUUAAAAUAAUGGGUUUUUCUCGUUUUCUAAAUCAUAGAUAUGACGAAUAAUUACCCGGUAGGACGUAUUUUCUAGAGCGAUGAAGAAAAAAUGAAUAAGAAAAGUAUGAAUCUUUCUAUUUAAAAAAUAUAUAUAUAUCUUCCAUUAUACAUGUAUGUGUAAAUUGUUGAUUUAUGAUCCUGAUUUUUAUUAUCAUUCAUGUUUUAUGAAAUCCAUAAAUGGUCCAGUAGGUAGGCAUAAAUUAAAACAUCCAAUAUUCAAAAUUGUUGAGAAAUUGCCGAAGUAUAUGAUGAGUCACAUUAUAUAAUUAAGAGUCUUUUUGAAGAUUGAGAAAAAACAGAAUAUAUUUGUUUAUAUUUUCCAAAAUUUGUAUAAAUAUGAAUCAAAUGAUUUAUGAUUGAGUGAUAUUUUGUGUAUUUUUUUAUAAGAUGCAUAUCUUUGUGAAUUAAUAGAGUGAUUUUCUUUGUUUUUAAUGCAAUUUUGAUUGUAUUUUGUCAUCAGUGUAACGUUGAUGGUACUGUAUAAAUUGGCACUACAUAUUUACCUACUAAUAUCCUCUAAA